AUGAAGGUCGACUUUAAGAAAAUCUUCCCCGCAUUGACGGCAUUCAUCGCAUUCAUCCUCACAUUGUGCUGUCUAUUUGCCGGGACACAGCAAAACCUUCUCGAUGGCGCCGACCUUCUUACGCUCUAUACCCCCGAAGGCGGCACCGAUAGCAAAGCCAAUUCCUUCUAUUCCGUUCACGUUAUGUCAUUUUGCCAAGGCACCUUGGAGAUACUCGAGCCGGGGAGCUCUGGCAGCGCACGCAAUGUGACAGAGUGCUCGAACCGCAAGCUCUUGUUCGCCUUUGAUCCUACAGAAGAAUGGGACCAUGGGGUUUCACAUGGCCCGAAUCUAGAAUGGCCCCGAGUGAUCAGCGACGACUUCCACGCUUUCCGUAUGACGACUCGAUCGAUGGCAGUGAUGUACAUGAUUGGCGUUGGGGCGAUUGGGUCUGCACUGGUCGCGCGAGUUGUCUCACUCAUCGCCCCGAGGAGACAACAAGGACUGUUUGAAUUCGGAUUCCUGGUGUUUGGGGCUCUAAGUAUCAGCAUCGCCUCGAUCAUUGCGACGGUGAUCGCAUUUGAAUUUGUCGACCUUAUCAACGCGCACGGCGAUGGAUCCAACGUGUCAGCCAAAUAUGGCGACAAAUUCCUUGGCAUGACUUGGGCAUCAGCCGGGUUGCUAUUGGUUGGCAGUAUCAGCAGUUUCAUCAACGUAUUUGUCCGAGGCAUGCAACCUGAGCCGGUGCCUGCUUCGAAGGACGAGGAAGAGGGGGACUCGGACUAG
Messenger RNA from Penicillium manginii, 765 nucleotides. RefSeq names its product SUR7/PalI family protein. The transcript has 3 exons. Gene Ontology annotation, biological process: fungal-type cell wall organization. The record is from RefSeq and is a predicted model, not a curated record. Gene Ontology annotation, cellular component: cell cortex of cell tip; plasma membrane. Bases 1 to 765 code for a protein of 254 amino acids. NCBI's taxonomy places the organism in Eukaryota, Fungi, Ascomycota, Eurotiomycetes, Eurotiales, Aspergillaceae.